GCCCACUUCUCGGGCCAUGCUCGCUUUAGGUCAAUGCCCUCCACCCGCCUACUGCAAGUCUAAAAUGCCACCCGUUGAUUGAGAGUGGCCACAUUUGAUAGAGCUACCCACGCCCAUCCAAAUCCGCUCCAACAGCGGGGUUGUGCGUCUUCUCGCCCUCUCUUCUCUCUCGGGACCGUCCUGCUCGUCGACACUCGGUGCGAUGAGUCUCGAUUUUACCCUACAGAUAGACUAGUCGGAAGUCUACGAACCUACUUCCAUUCUCCCCUUCCGACGAGGCUGCGCUUCUUUUCACCUCAUUUUUCAGUCAUUCGUUUGUACGUUUGAACGCCCUGCAGUGUCGAUCCAGUCGCAAGUCAUCUCGAACCCAUCGCAGCUUCGCGAUGAACCUCCUUUGAGAGCCGUGUAUUUUCACCACCCUCUCCCGCAGCCCACCUGCGGGCAACUCCCAGACACCAACGCGACUCGAGAAUGACGCAGGAGGGAGACCAGCAUGUGGUCUGGCCUCAUGAAAUGCAAGAUGAUGGAUUGGGAACCGGCGUCGGCGAGGACGAUUUCACAAAUUUCCUCGACCUAGACAAUGAUUUCCAACAAUAUGCGACAAUGAACAAUGGCCAUUCCGGCCUUGACACUCCCAUGGGUCGUCUUGGUUUUGGUAACAAUGCGAACGAUUUAGCUUAUUGCAAUGCGGAACAAAUGCAGAUGAACAUGCCCUCGACCACCGAGUCCAUGAACUUCACCAACCACUUGGUCGCAGACUCGCAUUAUAGCCAGUACCAGCAGCAGUUUCAGCAGAUGCAGAUGCCACAACAGUUCCAUGUUCCUCCAACGCCUGUGAGUGCGGAGAUGCAAGCGACCAAAUACGCGCACCACAUGGGAAAUAAUGGGCAGAUAUUGUUCGACCACCAGCAGGUUUCGUUCACGCCUCUUGUCUCCCCCGCCCAAACACCUUUAGACGGCACGUUCGCCCUUAAUGACUUUGGGCUUGGGGACGACUUCUUCAGUCCUCUCACUUCACCUGCCAUCGAGGCGCAAGGAGUGUAUACCGGCACGACCGCUUCGCCUGUAGAUCUCAAUGUCGACCAGGGAACAUCUGCGCCUGGGCCGACGACAGGCACGAAAAGACCUCGGAGGAAAGCUGCUCCCGUGGCUCGAACUCCCCGCAGUGUCAAGCAAUCCCCAUCCUUGAAGCCUCAUACGCGCAGCCGACACCCGUCACUAAGCAAUUUGUCGUUGGACAAGAGCGCAAACGUGUUACCUCAGGGGGCUCAGGCAUCGUCCUUGUACCCUUCGGCACCCAAUAGCGCCGUCAUACAACCCAGCGAUGACUCGGUAUCUCCCGAAGCACUGUCCGAAGCCGCCAUGAGACCACCUCCAGUCCCUCAGCCUACCCGAUCUCCUCGGCCACAAGUGUCGUCCCAGGGUUCCAACAACCCUGUUACUCCGGCUACCCUGAUGAGGAUGCCGAGUAAACAGUCAGUAUCGGCAAAACAGGUGGAGCAACAUAUUUCUGUGCCGCUGAUGGAUGAGCCCAUGGAGGACAUCAUGUUGCCUGAUGCAGCCGCUGCGGGUGCACAGCAGCCCGUGCCAGAAAAUGGCAAUGUCAGUAGAAAUGGCGAUGAUAGCGGAAACACACCGACACUUUCGGCAAAGACGGCGAAGUGGAGUGCCAGCAGCACGCCCCGAAGUGCCUUGACGAGGUCAGGCUCUACAGAGACAUUUGCAAAGCCUGGCAAGGUUGAAUCCCGCGGUGGUCGUGGCAGCAAGAAGCGCCAGAGUACUUCUUCUGCCACCAUAUCUCCGGCACUGCGACCGAAGAUUUCGCCCAGCAUUAGUCCUCUGGUUCCAGCAGCGGGUCCGGGUAUGGCACAUCUAUCAGCCGAAACGAGCGCGUUGUAUCUUGCGUCGAAAUCAAAUUACCAAAACAUCCUCGAAGGCACCCAUUUACCCGGAGUUUCUUAUCCCGACACUUUGGCCGAAAACCUCACCUCGAAACGAACGUCACACAAGAUUGCCGAGCAAGGACGACGAAAUCGUAUCAAUCUUGCCCUGAAAGAGAUUGAGGCGCUCCUGCCUCAAUCGAUUGUCGCUUCACAGAACAAAAAGGACAAGGCCAGCUCACAGGACUCGGGCGAGGCCGACUCGAAAUCUUCAGCUGCCAACCAAGGCGCAAGCAAAGCUAGCACCGUCGAGAUGGCCAUUGUUUAUAUCAAGAGCCUACAAUCAGAACUAAAGGUGGCGCAAGACAAGCUUGAUGCGGCGGAAAAAAAACUUGCCGAGGGCAAUAGUAGUGCGGAAAGCCAAACAUCUGAAGGAUGAAUAAUCAACAGGACUAAGAAGAUUCGGGAUCCAGGUUCAUGUCACGUCUUUAUGAUUUUCUAAUUUGUUGAUGGGAUUUUGGGUUUAGUGCUUCAACUUUUUCCAGACCGUGUGAUGAAAGAGAGGGAAAGAACUAUCAAAUUUACAGAAUCGAUGGGAUUACGAUGAGUUGGAGUCGGAAUUUGAGGCCGAGGAAGAGUGGAGGAUAUAUCAUCCCGAGUUUGGGUGUGCAAUGGUGCUGUUGAUAUCGCGCGUUGAAACGUUACAGCCUCAUAGAACGUUUUCCGAUGUCGUUCAAAGAUGCUUUGACCUUUUGUCAAGAGAUGUGAAAAUCUACCUUGUCUACCUAAGGUAUUUACUACGUCGACUACUUAUACCUUCACCUAUACAUAUACUUGUAUAUAAAGUAUAUACACAUACAUACAUACUCUGAAAAGAGGGGAUCGGAUUGUCGCCCAGAUACA
This is a messenger RNA of Exophiala oligosperma, 2783 nucleotides long. RefSeq lists its product as uncharacterized. Lineage: Eukaryota; Fungi; Ascomycota; Eurotiomycetes; Chaetothyriales; Herpotrichiellaceae. The record is from RefSeq and is a predicted model, not a curated record. The coding region runs from base 472 to 2319 and encodes 615 amino acids. The transcript is spliced from 3 exons. Gene Ontology annotation, molecular function: protein dimerization activity.